UCUGUUCUCUCUGUUCUCUCUUUCCAACCAAACUUCCAGAAUAAACAACGUUGGAGAUUCAGAAGCCCCAAAAACAUGGAAAAACUCUCGCAUUUUGAUCUCAACACUGGAGCAACCAUUCCGGCUGUCGGCCUCGGAACAUGGAAAGCCCCUCCCGGCGAGGUCGGAGAAGCUGUCAAAACCGCUGUCAAGGCUGGUUAUAGGCAUAUUGAUUGUGCUCAUGUCUACGACAAUGAAAAAGAGGUAGGAGCAGCAUUUAAGGAGCUGUUUUCAACGGGCGUAGUCCAGCGAAGUGAGAUAUUCAUCACUUCUAAACUCUGGUGCAGCGAUCAAGCACCUGAAGAUGUCUGCAAAGCAUUGAGCAAAAGCUUAGAAAAUCUUCAACUUGAUUACAUCGAUCUCUAUCUUGUACAUUGGCCAUUCAGGACGAAACCCGGGUCGAGAGGGUUCGCUCCUGAGGUCAUGGCGCCGUUGUGCAUUGCGGAAACGUGGAACGCGAUGGAGGGAUUGUAUGCAUCUGGGCAAGCAAGAGCCAUUGGUGUAAGCAACUUCUCAACAAAAAAGCUUCAAGAUUUGCUCAAAACUGCAAAAGUUCCACCGGCUGUUAACCAAGUUGAAUGCCACCCAGUUUGGCAGCAGCCUGCACUUCACAACCUCUGCAAAUCCACCGGCGUUCAUCUUUCGGCAUAUUCUCCAUUGGGAUCUCCAGGGAGCUGGGUGAAGGGUGAAAUCUUGAAGGAGCCAAUUCUCAUAGAAAUUUCAGAGAAGCUGAACAAGUCACCGGCGCAGGUGGCCCUCCGAUGGGGCAUCCAAAGUGGCCACAGUGUUCUUCCAAAGAGCGUAAAUGAAUCAAGGAUUGUUGAAAACCUUAGCUUAUUUGAUUGGUCCAUUCCCCCUGAGCUCUUCUCAAAAUUCUCACAAAUUCAUCAGCAACGUCUUCUUCGCGGGGAUUUUGCAGUCCAUGAAACUCAAAGCCCUUAUAAAAGCCUUGAAGAGCUUUGGGAUGGUGAGAUAUGAUAUCCAUAUCCAUAUGAAUUUGAUAACAACACUUUGAAUUUGUGAUAAACAUCGAUUUGGUCAUUCUUUUAGGACGCCAUUUCAUAUUAAUUCCGAGAUUGUUUUGUAAUAAUUUAUGUUGUUUUCUUUUUUAACAUUUUAAGUUCUUAGUCGU
Cucurbita pepo subsp. pepo (vegetable marrow) is the source of this 1171-nucleotide messenger RNA. RefSeq names its product NADPH-dependent aldo-keto reductase, chloroplastic-like. The record is from RefSeq and is a predicted model, not a curated record. NCBI's taxonomy places the organism in Eukaryota, Viridiplantae, Streptophyta, Magnoliopsida, Cucurbitales, Cucurbitaceae. Gene Ontology annotation, molecular function: oxidoreductase activity.